AGGCGCUAGACAAAGGGGCAGCUCUGCGUUGCUCUUCGUUAGGGUUCGGUCGGAAAUUUCUGGGAUCCUUAGUUCGUUGCCUUGCAAUGGCCAAAUUAUUUUGGUUGGAGGCCAUCCUUCCGCUGGGAAUCAUCGGCGUGAUGCUCUGCGUGAUGGGAAACGGGCAGUACUACAUCCACAAGGCCGUCCAUGGGAGGCCGAAGCAUGUCGGUAACGACGGUUGGGAUGUGGCGAUGGAGAGGAGGGACAAGAAGAUCAUGGAACAGCACAGCAACGCUGCAAAUUAGGAAGCGAUCUCACACAAGAUGACCAUCUAAUUUGCAUAAUAAUCUUUUGUACUUCAAUUCCUUUCUUGCUCUUUGCUUCUGCUUAUAAUAUGGGUACUAAGAGCCCUUGUCAAUAAUAAGGAUAUAGCUUAGCUAAACCAUUACAUGACUUUCUGCUUGCUUGUUGCAUGUAAAACUUCAGAAUUUGAUGGUCAUGUGGAAUUUAUAUUUCUUCUAUUGUUCAAGUCA
Molecule: messenger RNA, 515 nt
Organism: Zingiber officinale
Lineage: Eukaryota; Viridiplantae; Streptophyta; Magnoliopsida; Zingiberales; Zingiberaceae
Product: NADH dehydrogenase [ubiquinone] 1 alpha subcomplex subunit 1-like
Exons: 3
Coding region: 87-287 (66 amino acids)
Source: RefSeq, a predicted model, not a curated record